AUGACCGAAGUCCCUGAGGAGGAGCUAGAAGGAGCUAUUCUGCCAUCUGACGGAGUUAUCAACUCUGCCGUUAGCUGUACCGAGGCCCAAGAGUCCCAAGGCUGCAUGGGUUCUAGUGGUGAGGCUAUUGAAUGCAUCUAUGCGAAUUCGGAUAGCCCAAAAUCGUAUAUCCAGUGCAAUGAUGCCAUCGCAUUCGUAUUGGAUCUUCUUGGUCCGGCUUGGCUUCUCCCCAGCGUCUUUCUCGUCGCGCAGACUUUUCUUCUCCUUCAUCUGACACCGACCCAGCGCACUACUAUCCUCAUCCGCAACAUCCCACAUCCUCCUCAACCCGCAGAUUAUCGCAAUCAACCGACGGAUCCACCUCCACAAGGCUCGAAGAUGUCCUACAACAAGCCGACCAGUCCACCCCCUUCCUACCAGGCCCCGGCCUAUUCCGGCAACUUCCACCAGAACGCAUCGAGUCCGAGUCCUGGCGCGGCGCAGGAUUACUACAGUAGCCCACAGCCCCAGGGCGGUUACUACCAGCAGCCCUAUGGUCCCCAGCAAGGCUACGGAUACCCGCAACAACAGGGUGGUUACUACGGACAGGGUCCGAUGCAAUAUCCUCAGCAGCAAGGGUAUCCGCCCCAGCAGUACCAGCAGCGAGGCCACCACAGCGGCGGCGGAUCCGGCGCCGGUGGCAUCUGUGCCGGUAUUAUGGCUGCUUUGGCAUGCUGCUGCUGCUUGGACAUCCUCUUCUAA
This is a messenger RNA of Penicillium argentinense, 741 nucleotides long. RefSeq lists its product as uncharacterized. The coding region runs from base 1 to 741 and encodes 246 amino acids. The record is from RefSeq and is a predicted model, not a curated record. NCBI's taxonomy places the organism in Eukaryota, Fungi, Ascomycota, Eurotiomycetes, Eurotiales, Aspergillaceae. The transcript has 3 exons.